GUAAAGCACAUAAAUCUUACUGUCUCUCUAACUAUGGCUGCCAGUACUAUAGUCCACAUUUCUCCCCUAACUAUUGGUUCUCAAUCCACCCUUCCGAGGCUCACUCCUGGUAUAACUAAAUCUGUUACUGCCUGCAAGUCUGUACUCAUCAGAUCCUCCAUGGGAAUUUCUGUUACACCAGAGCCUAUUAUUAGGCGAUCAGGAAACUACCAGCCUUGCAUGUGGGACAACAAAUUUUUGCAGUCUUUAAAAAGCGAUUACACGGGAGAAGGAUCGAAGGAACCAGCUUCUGAAUUGAAGGAAGUAGUGAGGUUCAUGUUUAAGAAUGUGGUUGAGCCUUUGGAUCAACUUGAGUUUAUUGAUCACUUGCAAAGGCUUGGAGUGGCUUACCAUUUCUUCGACGAAAUAGAACGUGCCUUGAAGAAGAUACAUAGUGAUGAUACUAACAAUGACAAAUGGGAAAGGAACUUGCAUGCAACUGCUCUUAGAUUCAGACUUCUCAGAGAACAUGGAUACGAUGUUUCUCAGGAGGAUUUCAAGGGGUUCACAGAAAAUGAGAGAUUCAAAGAAUCUCUUGAUGAGGAUGUCAAGGGUAUAUUGAGUUUAUACGAAGCCUCGUACUACUCUAUUGAAGGAGAGUCACUGAUGGAGGACGCUUGUUGCUUUGCAAGUGAAAUCCUUAAGGAGCGCGUCAACAGCAUUGAUGAUGUUGAUCUAAGCAUGCGAGUGAAACACGCUUUGGAACUUCCACUUCAGUGGAGAAUUCCAAGAUUCGAAGCUAGGUGGUACAUGGAUAUAUACGAAAGAAGUGGUGAUAUGAUCCCAGAGGUCCUAAAAUUUGCAAAGCUAGACUUCAACAUCUUGCAAGCUUUAAACCAAGAAGAACUCAAAGAUCUGUCAAGGUGGUGGAAUAAAACAAGCCCGGGGGAUAAACUUGAGUUUGCAAGAGAUCGAUUGGCGGCAUCCUUUUUAUGGGGUGUGGGGAUCACUAGUGAACCUCAACAUGGUUAUUGCAGAUUACAGAUAACUAAAGCAAUUCAGAUUAUUUCGGUAAUAGAUGAUGUUUAUGAUGUCUAUGGCACAGUGGAUGAACUUGAACUCUUUACUAAAGUCAUUGAAAGAUGGGAUAUAACUGCGAUGAGUGAGCUUCCGGACUACAUGAAGAUAUGCUUCCUGUCGCUUUACAACUUUAUUAAUGAGAUGGCUUUCGACAUUCUCAAAGAGCAGAACGUGGACGUGCUGGCUCCGCUGAGAAGAACAGCCAUUAAUCUGUUGAAACACUACUUAGUAGAGGCGCAAUGGUACCACAGUGGAUACAAGCCUUCACUAGAGGAGUACUUGAACAAUGCAUCCACAACUAUUUCAGGCCCUGUUAUAGCACUUCAAAGCUACAUCUGCACAUCCAAUCCUAUAAAAAAAGAGUCCAUUGAAUUUAUAGAGAAGAUCCCAGAUAUUGUACGCUUAGCAUCUGAGAUUUUUCGACUUGCUGAUGAUUAUGGAACUUCAUCGGAUGAGUUGGCCAGAGGAGAUGUUCCGAAAUCAAUACAGUGUUACAUGUCCGACACAGGUGUCUCGGAACAAGUAGCCCGAAAAUACAUGAAAGAAUUGAUGAAGAAGAAAUGGGCAAAACUAAUCCAGUGCCGAUACUCUAAGGACUAUCCUUUAUCUUGGCAAUUCGUUGAAAUUAUUCUAAAUCUGGUCAGAACAUCCCAUUGUGUCUAUAAUGCUGGAAAUGAUGGCUUUGGUGUUGAAGAUGAAGAGGCCUUGUUUUCGCUGUUUAUCGACCCCAUCGAUAUUGACUGAAAUAAAGCAAGAUAUUAUGAGCCAGCAACCAAAUAAAUAAGAGUGUCAAAAAUAAAGCUUCUAAUGCACUUGCUAGUUGCUGUUGUUAUACUAUUUGUCUAUUAUGAAUCAAAGAUUGUUUGCGUCUCUGUUAUCCCACUUUGUGAUUCUACCUGUAUUACAAAUGAUCUGUGUGCACCAUUAGAUUAAGAUACUUUGCUGUUCUCGCGCAAAGUACAAAAUAAUUUUAGCACAAUCUUUCUUGAUGAUUCAAUAUAAUUUGUAAUUCUUCUAU
Daucus carota subsp. sativus is the source of this 2077-nucleotide messenger RNA. Its product is annotated as (R)-limonene synthase 1, chloroplastic-like. The coding region runs from base 34 to 1803 and encodes 589 amino acids. The transcript is spliced from 7 exons. Lineage: Eukaryota; Viridiplantae; Streptophyta; Magnoliopsida; Apiales; Apiaceae. The record is from RefSeq and is a predicted model, not a curated record. Gene Ontology annotation, biological process: diterpenoid biosynthetic process. Gene Ontology annotation, molecular function: magnesium ion binding; terpene synthase activity.